Musca vetustissima is the source of this 1791-nucleotide messenger RNA. RefSeq names its product protein swallow. The record is from RefSeq and is a predicted model, not a curated record. NCBI's taxonomy places the organism in Eukaryota, Metazoa, Arthropoda, Insecta, Diptera, Muscidae. The transcript has 3 exons. The coding region runs from base 1 to 1791 and encodes 596 amino acids.
AUGAGUAUACAAGAUGAAAGUUUUCCCUAUGAUGAUGAUUUGGAGAUGUCACGAACAUCGGGACAGCCUAUGAUAUUUCCACAUCAUAAGCCACGUCUUAUUAAGGUAAAUAGUCGUGAUUUAGAAGAAGAUGAUGAUGACGAUGAGAUGGGAGAGGAGGGCAAUGCGGAAAUAUCGACAGUGUCAUCACCUGGCCACAACACACGAAAUAAUGAUUCGACGCAAUCAUCCAAUGAUGGUCCCCCAGAAUCGGAGACAAGUGGUAAAACCAAUGCCAGUGAGACACAAGCCUCGGAACCAAAGAAAACCGAAUUUAUACGCAAUCCCCAAAGUAAAUCGGUCUCGUAUCAGGAUAUACACUCGGAAUAUACCAAACGUCGUUAUAAACAUGUUGAGAGCAAGGUGGGUCAAUACAUCGCCAAUAUUAAGGCCCAAGAUGAAAAACGACGUUCGGGUAAGUUUCAACGGCAUCGUUCCAUGCCGGAGACAUUAAGUGGUCCAAAAUCUGUUGAAUCGGCCGCAGAUGGUAUACGCAAUGUGCCACAAAAACGUGGUAUUCUCCGACACAGUACCAAUGAUUUGGAUGAUAUACGUGAUCAUGAAUCCGCCAUCAGUGAUCAUGAUACAGAAAAUUUCGAUAAUAUUACCGGAACGACAACCACCUCCACUUCAUCGAGUCGUGAUAUAAUACAAGAUGCUGGCAUCUAUUUGGAUAAACAAACCUAUGAACAGCUGUUAAGUGAUCGGGAGCGUGGUGAAUAUCUCCAAUCAAUGAUGGAUGAAAAGAAAGCCGAAAUAUGGCGCUUAAAACAAAAUUUGGAUACGAUGCGUAUUGAGUAUACGAUGUGUAAGGAUAAACUGAAACAAUUGAAUCAAACGCAAAGAAUGUCAUUGGGUGGUGGUGGUACUGGGGGUUUGGGAGGACCAUAUGGUUUAAAUUCCAUAACCAAUGUUAGCCGUAACUCAUUGCAGUGUUUGUUGUCACAGCAGCAGGAAUUUCAUGAUAAGGCAACGCAAACGGAAAAUUUGCUGACGCCUUCGCCCGUGCCACCUUUAAUGUUGGCCAAUCGCACAGAAAUGUUUGAUACCCCUCUCACACCGGAUUCCAAUAACAAUUCAUGUGAUCACAAUGCAAUUGGGGUGAUGGCCCCUGCCCACUUGAAGGUUCCCAAAAAUAUUGCCACCAUACAACCGCUAUCGUUGAAUUUUAGUAAUCUUCUGGAGCAGGAUAAUAGUCGGGAUUGUAGUAUUAAUAAUACCAUGGGUUUCCUACGUCAACGGUCCAACUCCAUGGCAAAUCGCCAGAAAUCCACACCCCUAGCGAUGGCUUUAAAUUCCUCCAAAAAUAUGGGCUCCGCCAAUAAAAGUUUUAUACCCAACUCGGAGGCUGGUAUUGAUAUUGAAGUCAUUGAAUCAUCGCCGCGCAAACAAAGACAAAGUCGCCGUGAAGAAUUUAUUUAUUUUGAAAAUCGUUCGCAACGCAACACCUCCGCCCGUGGUGGUCAUAAUUUAGCUGAAGCUGAAACCACUUGCUCUCCGGCUGGCCUUACCACAACAAUGAUUGUCAAUACCAGUAGCGGGACGGAUAGUGUUCUAGCUGCGGGUCGUAAAUCCACACAUAAUCGUCGUAGUUUGGGUACGCGUAUGAUGCGUCUUUUUGGCGCCUGCACCAAAUGUGAUGAUCCAAAUCGAUCGAUGGACACAACGUUGGAUCAAUCACAACAUCAAUCGUAUUCACAAAUUCCCCUUUUGGAAAAAAGUCGUACAAAUCGUCGUCCAAAUUUACGUUGA